AAUUUGAUCCAGAGGAAUGUCCAGCAGACUGUUCACGGCCUUGUGAAAAUGUGUGCCCUGCUAAUGCAAUAUCAUUCCUUGGGAAAUCUUCGGGAAUUUCAUGUAAUACUGAAGCAACAAGUGUACUAAAGGAUGGAGUCAUAACAGAACGCUGCUAUGGCUGUGGUCGCUGUCUUCCAGUUUGCCCCUAUGAUAAAAUAAGUGAGGUAACAUAUGUAAGAGAUGCUGUUACAACUGCUGAUCUAAUCCAGAGAGAUGACAUUGAUGCUAUGGAGAUACAUACAAGUGGAAGACAGAGUAAUUUGUUCAAACAACUCUGGAGUGCUCUGGGAGAUUCAGUAGGGUAUUUGAAGCUUGUAGCUGUUAGCUUACCUAAUGGUGGUGACUCAACAAUAUCCUCCAUGAACUAUAUGUUCUCCAUCAUGAAACCCAAUCUUCAAAGCUUCAACUUAUGGCAGUUAGAUGGUCGUCCUAUGAGUGGAGAUAUUGGGAGAGGAGCAACAAAAGAAUCAAUUGCCUUUGCUGUUCAACUGGCUAAGGCAAAAGAAAGGCCUCCUGGUUUUCUUCAACUUGCCGGUGGAACCAAUGCUCACACAAUUGAAGGGUUGAAAAAAGAGGGACUCUUUCAAACAACUAUUAAUGAAUAUUUGCAUGAUGAUGAAUCAGCAAUAAACUCAUCUGGUUCACCACAUGCUUUGAUUGGUGGUAUAGCAUACGGUGGCUACGCACGGAAGAUUGUUGGUAGAGUGUUGAGAUCAAUGCAAUCAGAACAUGGUGGAGCUGCUUCAAUUGAGGAUCAUUCUGAGUAUCUCUUGAUGGCUCUUAAGGAAGCACUUGCUUUGGUGGGACCUGUUAAAUGUCUAUGAUAGCUGUAUU
Vigna umbellata (rice bean) is the source of this 876-nucleotide messenger RNA. The record is from RefSeq and is a predicted model, not a curated record. NCBI's taxonomy places the organism in Eukaryota, Viridiplantae, Streptophyta, Magnoliopsida, Fabales, Fabaceae.